AUGGAAUCUUACAAUAAAGAUGACAAGGGUGACCAAGAUCGUGUGUUGCCUAGCAACCAGGCUGAAAAGCCUGUCGGUGCUCACACGGAGUACGUUCUUGAUCCAGAAGGUGAAAAAUCGAUCUCAGUCGAUUACUCUGGAGCACAUGAGAAAACCGACCCUGCAGAAAUUGCGCUGAUCAAAAAGCUCGAUCGCUGGAUCAUUAGCAAUGGUAGGGUCAAUAGUUAUUACUAUUAA
Exophiala spinifera is the source of this 237-nucleotide messenger RNA. RefSeq lists its product as uncharacterized. The coding region runs from base 1 to 237 and encodes 78 amino acids. Lineage: Eukaryota; Fungi; Ascomycota; Eurotiomycetes; Chaetothyriales; Herpotrichiellaceae. The record is from RefSeq and is a predicted model, not a curated record. The transcript has a single exon.